Microthlaspi erraticum is the source of this 1152-nucleotide messenger RNA. The record is from the annotation of a GenBank genome assembly. NCBI's taxonomy places the organism in Eukaryota, Viridiplantae, Streptophyta, Magnoliopsida, Brassicales, Brassicaceae.
AUGCAGUCGAAUACAGAACCGCCGAACAAGCCAAACCAUCCUCCACCUCCUCCGUCGUCGCAGCCGGCUCUUCUGUCGUCGCUUACAUCACUACCGGAGGACCUUAUUGUGAGCUGCUUGGCUCGCAUAUCAAGAUCCUACUACCCGAAGCUAGCUCUUGUCUCCAAGAGCAUCCGGUCGAUCAUCCUCUCCAGGAUGCUCCAUAAGGUACGAAUCCGAGAAAUCAAAUUUGAAGAAGAACGUGUUUAUCUCGGCCUACGAUCGCCCACCAAUCUUUGCCUCAUCUGGUAUAGUCUCUGGAUAAAACGUGAUCAUCAAGCCCUAGACCUAUGCAUGAUGCGUCAAGAAAACACUACUGGAAAUUUGUUGGUACCAGUGCCCUCUUCCUAUUCUCUUAGCCCAUCAGAUAUAAUGUUCCCAAAUAUUGGUUCAGAACUUUACAAGUGCGGUGGCACACAAAACUCACCCUCCUCGUCGGAUGUGAAGGUCUAUAAUGAGCUGACUGGCCAAUGGCGUGAAGCCCCUAGCAUGAUGUUAGCUCGCAAGGAACCUCUUACGCGCAUCAGCGAUAAAAAAAUAUAUGUAAUGGGAGGGUGUAAAGCUGAUGAGUCGUCGCAUUGGGGUGAGGUUUUCGACAUAGAGACUCAAACUUGGGAAUCUUUACCGGACCCUGGCCCUGAGGUCCGGUUCUCUUCAAAUAUAAAGCUCCUGCUAAGGUCCGAAAAGAUUUAUGUGAAGGCUACGAAUAAGAACUUUGUUUACCUUAUAAAAGAAAAGGAAUGGAAAGUGGUCAAGGAGCGCUUGAUGGUCAUUAAUUGUUGGAUAGAGAAUGUAAACUACUAUUAUGACAAGAAUAAGUGUUGGUGGUCAGAAAAAGGGUCAAACGAGGGGAGAAUUGUCAAAGGUUUGACUGGACUUGAUGCGUGUUCGAGAAACGAUACUGAAAUUGGUACUUAUGGUGGGGAGCUCGUUAUGUUUUGGGACAGUCCUGCCUUGUCUCCUAAUGAUCAAACUAAAAAAAUUUGGUGUGCUAUGAUUUUGCUUGAUAAGAGGAUCAGUGGCCAAGUUUGGGGUCGGAUUAAAUGGGUUGACAUUGUGUGUACAGUCCCUGUGUCAUAUACACCUGCGAGUUGUGUGAACAUGAGCACAUGA